AUGGAGUCCUUCGAAUACAACGUCAACCCCAGCCGCGUCGUCUUCGGCAGCGGCAGCCUCCAAAAGCUCCCCGACGAGCUCAAACGACUGAACCUGAGCGCACCAAUACUCCUCUCCGGAUCCCGGGGCGCCAAACAAGCAGAGCAGCUCCAAAGCAUCCUCUCCAACCGCGUCGCAGGCAUCUUCUCUGAAGCCGCAAUGCACACCCCCGUCCACGUCACGGAAAGGGCGCUCGAGUACACCAAGUCCCGCGGCGCGGACAGCGUGGUCUCGAUCGGCGGCGGCAGCGCGAUUGGUCUCGGCAAGGCGAUCAGCUUCCGGACGGGGCUGCCGCAUAUCUGUAUCCCGACGACGUAUGCGGGCAGCGAGAUGACGACGCAUCUGGGGGAGACGGCGGGGGGAAAGAAAACAACGAAGAGUGAUCCGAAGAUCUUGCCUGCGACGGUGAUAUACGACGUCGAUCUUACGAUGACGCUGCCGGCGGAGCUGAGCGCGACGAGUGGGGUUAAUGCCAUUGCGCACGCGGUCGAAGCACUCUACGCCCGCAACGCGAACCCGAUAACCACCCUCCUCGCGCUCGAAGGCAUCCGCGCCCUCGCGGCCUCCCUCCCCCUAAUCGUCGAAAACCCCUCCGACAAAGCCGCGCGCACCUCGGCGCAAUACGGCGCCUGGCUCUGCAGCUCCUGCCUCGGCAGCGUCGGCAUGGCGCUGCACCACAAACUCUGCCACACGCUGGGCGGCUCCUUCGGGCUGCCGCACUCCGAGACGCACACGAUCAUCCUCCCGCACGCCAUCGCGUACAAUGCGCCGAAGACACCGGAAGCCAUGAAAAAGCUGGCGGAGGCGCUGCCGGGGAGCGAGGGCGAUGCGGUUAGGGGGUUGAACGUGCUGCUGGAGAGGCUGAAGGUUAAGAGAGGGUUGAAGGAACUGGGGAUGAGGGAGGAGGAUGUAGAUAAGGCGGCGGAGAUUGCGGUUGGCAAUCUGUAUUGGAACCCUAGGAGUGUGGAGAAGGAGCUUGUGAGGGAGGUUCUUAGGAGGGCGUGGGCGGGGGAAGAGGCGCGGGCGGAUUUGUAG
This is a messenger RNA of Coniosporium apollinis CBS 100218, 1074 nucleotides long. Its product is annotated as maleylacetate reductase. NCBI's taxonomy places the organism in Eukaryota, Fungi, Ascomycota, Dothideomycetes. Gene Ontology annotation, biological process: protein histidyl modification to diphthamide. Gene Ontology annotation, molecular function: maleylacetate reductase activity; metal ion binding; alcohol dehydrogenase (NAD+) activity. Gene Ontology annotation, cellular component: mitochondrion. The coding region runs from base 1 to 1074 and encodes 357 amino acids. The transcript has 2 exons. The record is from RefSeq and is a predicted model, not a curated record.